ACUAUUAUCCCAACCCGCAGAAAUAAGUUAUCUAAAAUAAAAAAAAAUCUGGUUGCAUACAAUAAUUACUGUAACUGUGCAAUUUCUUAAGCUUUUUUUCAACUUAUCACUUAUCAACAUUGUUGAUAUAUAUAAAAGCAAUAUCGCUGGUAGUUCAUUAGAUACCACAUCCGAUACAUCGCGAAACGGUUUCCGAUGUUUCUUACAGCUCUAGUGUGGAACUUGGAUACACAUAUAAAAAGCAAACAUUUCGGAUAAUUAUAUUAAUAAAAUUAUAUUUAUUUCCCUAUUGCAUGAGAUAUUUGAAUUAUACAUGUUCUCAUGCAUAUCUAAAAUUUAACGCAAGGCCGAAUCAUCGUAUAAAAAACAGAUAUGGAUGCAUUUGAUGUGGAAGAUAAAAACAGCUGGUAUUUUGGUCCAAUGUCCCGGCAGGACGCCACAGAAGCCUUGAUGAACGAGCGUGAACGUGGGGUCUUUUUAGUUCGUGACAGUAAUUCCAUAGCGGGCGAUUAUGUACUGUGUGUAAGAGAAGAUACUAAAGUUAGCAACUAUAUCAUUAACAAAGUUCAACAACAGGACCAUUACGUUUAUCGCAUUGGAGAUCAAUCAUUUGAUGACUUACCAAAACUAUUGACUUUUUACACCCUACAUUACUUGGACACUACACCACUGAGGCGACCGGCCCUAAAAAGAGUAGAAAAAGUACAGGGAAAAUUUGAUUUUGUCGGCAGCGACCAAGACGAUUUGCCCUUUCAUCGUGGUGAAGUUCUAACAAUAAUACGCAAGGACGAAGAGCAAUGGUGGACGGCGAGAAAUUCAUCGGGUCAAAUUGGUCAAAUACCUGUUCCCUAUAUAGAUCGGUAUGACGAAAACAUGGAUGAGAAUGCAACGACAGCUGCUCAUCAUCCAUUAACUGGAAAUUUGCUUGGAGGUAGCUCCCUAAAAAGGACAGACCUAAAUCGCAAACUACCAGCAUAUGCCCGUGUUAAACAGUCGAGGGUGCCAAAUGCAUACGACAAGACUGCGUUGAAAUUGGAAAUAGGCGAUAUUAUUAAAGUCACCAAAACAAAUAUAAAUGGCCAAUGGGAGGGGGAGCUAAAUGGUCGAAACGGUCACUUCCCAUUUACGCACGUUGAAUUCGUCGACGACUGUGAUUUAGCAGAGUUACGUUCAAAUGGCACCAGUAAAAGUGAAUGGGAACAAUAAGAAAAAAAAAAUAUGUUCAUCUAAUUCUUAUUUAAAGUUAAAUGUAUUUAAAACAAUUGUUAAUAUAAUCAAGAAUAUGGAAUACCAACCUAUUAUAAGUAUAAUAUAAUUAAAAAAGGCAUGGAAUGUGACCAACAAA
Messenger RNA from Drosophila kikkawai, 1345 nucleotides. It is a transcript of the gene Crk, whose product is annotated as Crk proto-oncogene, adaptor protein. Gene Ontology annotation, biological process: cell migration; signal transduction. Gene Ontology annotation, molecular function: receptor tyrosine kinase binding; signaling adaptor activity. NCBI's taxonomy places the organism in Eukaryota, Metazoa, Arthropoda, Insecta, Diptera, Drosophilidae. The record is from RefSeq and is a predicted model, not a curated record.